AUGGAUGGUACUUGGGAGUACCAUACAAAAAGUCUUUCGAAUAAAUAUGAAUUGUCGCCUGUGGUCAGUGAUGUUGAGGAAGACAUCCGUCAUAAAAUAUCGAUUGCACGAAAUGAAACUAAGCAGCUGCAACUUCUAAUAGAUCGUAUCAAGAGUAAAACCAAGGAUGCCAAUCUUGUUCAGAUGUCUAAUGGGAUUGCGAGCAUCAUCAAAAACAGAAUCAAUUUGUCAUCUCCCCUUAGCUUAAGUGGUCAUCAUAACAAAAUAGCAGAUUUUCGAUGGUCUUCAGAUUCAAGCAGUAUUUUAAGCGCUAGUCAAGAUGGAUUUCUAAUUUUGUGGGAUGCCACAUCGGGACUAAAAAAAAAUGCAGUUCCUCUGGAUUCGCAGUGGGUUUUAACUUGCGCAAUCAAUAAUAGCGGUCAUCUCGUUGCAAGCGCGGGGCUUACUAACAAUUGCACUAUUUACCGAAUAUCUCACGAGAAUAGAAUACAGCAACAAAUUGUUUCCAUUUUCAAAGGCCAUACUUGCUACAUAUCGUGUGUUGAAUUCAUGGGUAAUAAUCGAAUUAUUACUGGAAGUGGAGAUAUGACAUGCGCUCUGUGGGACAUACCACGAGCCAAAAGAAUAACAGAAUAUGUAGAUCACCUAGGGGACGUAUUAUCUGUCGCAAUCCCACCCAACAGAAUAGACUCCAAUGAGACUAUUUUCAUCAGUGGAGGCUCCGACGGAUAUGUUCGUGUUUGGGAUACGCGCAUGUUAUCUGCGGCCCAGAGUUUUUUCGUCAGUGAAAGUGAUAUCAGUACGGUGAGAUUUUUUAAUAAUGGCGAGACGAUUAUUACAGGAAGUGAUGAUGGCGUUGCUCGUAUGUUUGAUCUCAGGUCGGAUUGCUUGAUUGGAACAUACUCUCUGACGCAGCAAUUGCAGCAGCAAGGGAUUCAAAAAGGCCGGCAGUACUCUGUAUCUCACAUGGAUUAUGCAGUAUCAUCUGGCCUCAACUCAUAUUCACCUACCGCGCGAUCAGUUGGAUCCAGUCAUCUGGAUAGUCAAGGGAUCGUAUCGCUGGACUUCAGUGCAUCAGGACGUUUGAUGUAUGCAUGUUACACGGAUUUUGGAUGUGUCAUCUGGGACACCUUGAAAGGUGACAUAGUUGGUAAAUUGAACGGGCAUGCCGGCCGUAUUUCGGGUGUUCGAAGUAGUCCCAAUGGUAUGGCAGUCUGUACAGGAUCAUGGGACUCGACUAUGAAAGUUUGGUCGCCAAACUAUCUAUAG
Molecule: messenger RNA, 1269 nt
Organism: Lachancea fermentati
Lineage: Eukaryota; Fungi; Ascomycota; Saccharomycetes; Saccharomycetales; Saccharomycetaceae
Source: the annotation of a GenBank genome assembly